This is a messenger RNA of Xiphias gladius (swordfish), 1766 nucleotides long. RefSeq names its product transmembrane and ubiquitin-like domain containing 1 (gene tmub1). The coding region runs from base 548 to 1378 and encodes 276 amino acids. The transcript has 4 exons. Gene Ontology annotation, molecular function: protein binding. Lineage: Eukaryota; Metazoa; Chordata; Actinopteri; Istiophoriformes; Xiphiidae. The record is from RefSeq and is a predicted model, not a curated record.
AGUUUUACAUGAAUCAGUUAAAAUGGUCUCCCCCUCAGCUCCAACAGUAAAAAGCAUCAGUGACAGAAACAAGUCGCAGCAUCGUUUUACUUCUACUUUAAAUACUUUUAAAUACAGUUUCCUCUCAUCCCUCUACUGGAGUCACAUUCACGGUGCAGGACCUUUACUUUUACCGGAGCAUUUCACAGUGUGUAUCAGUACUUUUACUGCAGUACAUCUGCAACGUGCAGGAAACACACCGACGAGCUCAGGCACAGAAAUCAACCAGAGGAACCGGCAGGGGGCAGCGUCACGUCACCAUGCGUCCGCUCGGUCAGAACCACAGAAGAGGAAGCAGCAGGAAGUGCCGGGCAGCAUCGGAAAAGACUAGCCUGGUUAGCUGCAGGCUAACGCGCUGUGAUGUGAGGUUUAUCAGCUUAACUUAGGAACCGAUGGGCUUGAAGCUGAGAACCAAAGACAGAGGAGGGAAGGUGUCGAGAGACGGACCAACAGACUCCUGCAGCAGGUGUGUGACCUGUGUUGACCUCAGCGGGCGUUGCCGGGGGCGAUGGCUCUGAUCGAAGGCGUAGGGGACGAGGUGACGCUGCUGUUCGGGUCUCUGCUGCUCCUCGCGGUGCUGCUGCUCGCCUGGAUCUCCACCCGCACCUCUGAGCCCCCAGAACAUCUGUUCACAUCCACCGCAGGACCCGCCCCUUCACUGAGGACCGGCCCCGCCCACCAGGACACCCCCCCCACCUCCAGCAACACAAACGCGUCCUCUUCAUCCUCCUCUCCCUCACCCUCCAGCUCUGUGAGUGACAGCUCUCUGACAGAAGCUCCCACUGCCUCCGCCCAGGAGGAUAAGGAGGAGGAGCGGGGAAGGGGGGGCGAGGCUGGAGGAGAUGGGGCGAGGAACAGAGGGGGAGGAGGAGGAGGAGAGUCUUCGUCGCCGUCUCAGAGGAACAUGGUGGUCAGACUGAAGUUUCUCAAUGACACAGAGAGAACAGCUCAGGUCAAACCACAGGACACCAUCGGAUACAUCAAACGGACCUACUUUGCGGGUCAGGAGCAGCAGGUCCGGUUGAUCUAUCAGGGUCAGCUGCUGCAGGAUGAUGCUCAGACUCUGGCUUCUCUGAACCUGGUCCAUAACUGCGUCCUACACUGUCACAUCUCUCAGCAUGCCGGGCGGGGUGCGGCGGGGGGGCCACGGCCCACAGACCAGGUGCAGGUGGCUCUGAAUGUGGGCAGCCUGAUGGUCCCCUUGCUGGUCCUCAUGCUGUCGGUGCUGUGGUACUGUCAGAUCCAGUACCGGCAGUUCUUCACGGCCCCGGCCACCGCCUCGCUGGUCGGAGUCACUAUCUUCCUCAGCCUGGUGGCCUUCGGAGUCUACCGCCGCUAGCUGCUCUCUGAUUGGGUGCUGUGGUGAUGUCAGCAGCCAGGGGCGGAGCUCUCUCUCUGUCCCUCUGACCUCAGAGCCGGCCGGGACUCACACCUGCGGGAGGGAACAGGUGCCGAUAGUUAGUUUGUUUUUGUUUCUGUUGACAUGGAGACGCUAAGUGUAAACAAGGACUUUAAUUUUUAUUUUUUUUUUAGAUCACGUUUCAGUCGGUUGAUCAUCGAUGUGCCUCUUUUACUUUCUGGUCUUCUUAGUUUCUGUCGACUGCCAGACUGUAACAUGCUCACGUGUCUGUCUGUACGUCUGUCUGUGUGAACAGGGGGAGGAAGGUCACUUGUGUAAAUUACAGCUUUUGAAGAAAGAGAAAUUCUAUUAAAUCAUUUAUUUAUCC